Peromyscus californicus insignis is the source of this 7562-nucleotide messenger RNA. It is a transcript of the gene Ccdc125, whose product is annotated as coiled-coil domain containing 125. Gene Ontology annotation, cellular component: cytoplasm. Lineage: Eukaryota; Metazoa; Chordata; Mammalia; Rodentia; Cricetidae. The coding region runs from base 139 to 1647 and encodes 502 amino acids. The record is from RefSeq and is a predicted model, not a curated record. Gene Ontology annotation, biological process: negative regulation of cell motility; negative regulation of Rho protein signal transduction. The transcript is spliced from 11 exons.
UCUUUUAGGGGAAAAAAAAAAAAAAAGAAAAAACCAACCAGAAGAGGGACUGCUGCAUCUGCUGGCUGCUUCUUAAUUACUGCUUCCCCUAACUACAAACAGCCUGUUUUCCCUCAUGGUAGAAACAGCAUUUGGCUAAUGAGCAGAGUGACGAGGUCCUCGAGUGAGACCGAGGAUAUCUGGGGGGCAGAGGAGGAUGAUAUGACGGAAGGUGACCUUGGGUAUGGCCUCGGAAGAAGACCUGGCGGUCUUUAUGAAGUUUCGUGUUCGACUACAUCUAAGAAAAGGUCUGAGGGGAAGAGCUUGAGCCCUCCUCCGCUUCCAAAAAAUGGAGACGAGAGAAGCGACUCCGGGUUCCAGUACUGCAGGAAUAAGGGCUUGCGGGAUACGUGCGCUCACGGAUGCCCAGCGUCCGGCUGCAGACGGCAGAGCGGCUCAGAUUCUAACUCAGAAUUGUCAAAUGAACAAUUGAGGCAACGUCUUCAUGAAACUUUAGAGGAAGUAGAGAUUUUAAAAACUGAACUUGAAGCAUCUCAAAGACAACUUGAAGGUAAAGAGAAAGCAUUGAAAAUCCUUCAAAGCAUGGCGGUGCUUGACAAAGCCACGAGUCACACACAAACAGUGCUUCAAAAAACUAUAGAACAAAAGAGAGCUCUGGAGAAGGAAAUAAAUGCCUUGCAGUGGGAAAUGGAAUUUGAUCAGGAUAGAUUUAAAACUAUAGAGGAAUCUUGGACCCAAAAAUAUGACAGACUAAACUGUGACAAUGCAGUUCUCAGAGAGAAUCUGAAGGUGAAAACUGAAGAAAUUAAAAUGCUCAAGUCUGAAAAUGCUGUUUUGAAUCAGCGGUAUUUGGAGGCCCUCGCCAUGCUUGAUAUCAAGCAGCAGGAGAUGGCUCCGGAGAACCCGGCUCAGGACAGUGGCUCUACAGAGGUGUCGGGUCUCGAGCUUGCAGUCCUCGGAGCCUGCUUGUGUCGUGGUCCUGGAGGGAGCCCCUGUUCUUGUGCCAGAAUGGCAGCAUCCACUCGGAAACUGGUUCUUCAGCUCAGACAGGAGUUGGAAAUUCUGCAGAAAAGUAAGGAAGAGGCUCAUAUAAUGGCAGAUGCAUUCAGAAUUGCUUUUGAGCAACAACUAAUGCGGACGAACGACCAGGCCCUGAAACUGGCACAUGGGGAUAAGUGGAUAAACAGGCAACACCUGAAAGAGCAUGGAUAUCAAUCACAAAGGAGAAAGAAGACCUUGGGGCAGAGGCUGCUGGGGAUACUUCCUUCAGAAAACAGUUCGAAGAGGACUGAAGACCAAGACAACCCACAAGAUGUCUGUAAGAUGCUAAUAGACUUGCUGAAUGACAAGGAAGAGGCACUGGCCCAUCAAAGAAAGGUCAGUUACAUGCUUGCCCGGGCACUGGAAGACAAGGACACGGCUGCAAAGAAUAAAGACAAAAUUCCCACGAACCACAAUGUCCCAUUCACAGCCGCCAGGCCGGAAGCUUCAGAACGCCGUGUUUUGCAUGAUCCAGCACACUCACAUGUCCACAUUUCUGAUCCUGUGGGUUGCAUUUGUUCAGUCCAGCAUCCCCAGAGAGAUUCAGACUGCUCAAGAAUGCUUAAAAGAUCCUGUUCUUUGCCGUCAAAUAUAUUUAAAAAAUAAACCAGUUGAAAUUAGAAUUAGAGCUAUUAAAAAUCAGGUUUGGGAGCUGAAAAUGUAUCUCAGAGGUAGGACACUUGGUUAGUGUGCGUAAGGCCUUGGGUUUAGCACAUGCUGGUGCACGCCUUUAAUCCCAGCACUUGGGAAACAGAGGCAGGUGGCAGAUCUCUGACUGUGAGAGUAGCCUGGUCUACACAGCAAGUGUCAGGAAUGCCUUGGGUUUGAUGUUCAGCACUGCAAAGACUUUGAGAAAGUACACAGGGUAUGGAGGAUACUUGUAAAUCUCAGUACUUGGGAAGCUUAGGCAAAAAUACUGCUGUGAAUUUGAUGGCUGACUAAAUUACAGACUGUUGCCAAAACAGAAAAAGAAUUACAUAAUGUUGAUAAUAAGUUGUAUGCUUUCUAGAUGGUUUUAAAAUUUAUUAGCACAGUAAUUUACAAAGUAGUAAGCUCAUUAUGAUAUCUUAAUACAUGUAUUAACAAUAUAUGUGUUUUGACCACAUCCCUCCCUUUUAAUUUUAGGAUGCAGCUUAAGUAAGCAAACCUUUAACACAUGUCCUAUAAGAAAUGUAUUAGUAUUGUAUUCUAUAAGAAAUGUAUUAUGUUGACAUUUUAUUUAUAAAAUCCUUUUCCAUAUUUUGACAGUUUCAGUGUUCAUCUAUCUUAUAAACAAAUAUUCUUGGGAAAACAUUAAGUUAUUUAUGGAGCUGGGGAGACAGCUCAGCUGGUAAAGUGUUUGCCAUGCAAGCGUGAAGCUGAGUUUGGUCCUCAGCAGCCACAUGAAAAGCCAGGUACAGUAGAGCAUAUCUGUGACCUGGCUGAGGGAGAAUGCAGAGGCAGGUGGGUUCCUCAGGCUUCCAGGCCAGCCAUCCUAGCCUGAUGAGAGCCCCAGACCCCAGUGAGAGACCCUGUCUCAAAAACUAAGGUGGGCAACACCUAAGGCUGACUUCUGGUGAGCACAUGCAUGCACAUGUACACACACACCCCAUUACUUUCUUUUCUUUUCUUUUUUUUUUUUUUUUUGAGACAGGGUUUCUCUGUGUAGCUUUGCACCUUCCCUGGAUCUCACUCGGUAGACCAGGCAGGCCUCGAACUCACAAAGAUCCGCCUGCCUCCCAAAUGCUGGGAUUAAAGGCAUGCGCCACCACCGUAACUUUUCUAUUGGACUUGGUGGUACAUCCCUGUAAACCCAACCAACACUCAGGAGGCUUCAGGGUUGCAAACCUUAGCACAGCCUGGAUGCUACCUAGCCAAAAAAUUGUCUCAAAAACCAAAACUAGAGCUCAUGGCAUGGUUCAGGGGGGAAAGGCUCCCACUACCAAACAUAAUGACUUGAGUCUGAUCCCCAGCAUCCAUAAGGUAGGAGAGAAUCGACUCCCAAGAGUUGGUCUCUGAUCUCCACACUUCACUGUGGCUUAUACUUCCCAACAUAAAUAAAACUGGGCGUGGUGGUGCAUACCUUUAAUCCUAGCACUCAGGUGGCAGAAGCAGACAGGUCUGAAUUAGAGACCAGACUGGUCUACAUAGUGAGACCCUGUCUCAAAAAAACAACCUAACAAAAAAUACAUUUAAUAAAAUAAAAAUAUUAAAGAACAAACAAAAGCCAUUACUAACACAAUAGUAAUAGUUAUUUAGAAUAACCAUAUGGAUCUUAGGUCAGAUAAAUAUCAAUAUAACAAACAAUACUUAGGACCAACUGUUAAUUUUAAAAACCCUUAUCUGCAGUUCUCAGAAUUUUUUAUUUGACAUUCAAAAUGUUGAAAUGAUUUUGUUAACUUCAAUAAAAAGUUAUGGCGGGAUUUUAGCAAUACUUUCAUACUAAUUGCUAGUUCCUUUCACAGUGUAUUUUUUGGUCAGUAAAAUAUUUAUAGCCAAACCUAACAGAUGUUUACUUAGCAACUCUCUCAUUCCAUCCUGGAAGUGGAUGUGAUGGUCCCAGAAAAGGUCUCAGCUGAAGUUGCCUGAGGCACGAUAAAGGUAGGUUUAUGCGUUUGCCUGACAUGUGAUUUUUUUUUUCUUUUUUGGAGACAGGGUUUCUCUGUGUAGCCCUGGCUGUCUUGGAACUCACUCCAUAGACCAGGCUGUCCUGGAACCCAGAAAGAUCUGCCUGCCUCUGCAUCCCGAGUGUCUGGAUUAAAGGCGUGCACCACCAUGCCCAGCUGCCUGCCAUGUGAUUUUAAUAAGAUUUGGAUAUCAGAUUAAGUGAUAUACUAUAUAGCCACAUGCUGGUCAAUAGGCCACAUAUACAACAGCGGUCACAUUAGAUGACAGAGCCUCUCGAGGCUGAACUGUAUGUACACUGUUUGAAUGAUGACAAAAGCCCCUAACUGCACUUCUCAGAAUAUGUCCCUGCCAAGCAAAAUGUCAGACUUCAUUAUGAAACACUGAAUAUAAGGAGAAUACUUUAGCUGUCCCCCUAAGUUGACGAUGACAUUUCACUGUUCCAUUUAGAUUGUGGAUAUUGUAAUCUUACUUGAUGUCACUGGUAACUCUGUUAGACAGUUAGAGGAAAAGUAAAGAAUCGUCCCAUGAAUUUGAACCAUGAAGUCACUCAAUGCCUAUGAUCCCAGCAGUUGGGAGACUGAGGCAGGAUUGCCCAGAAUAGCCUGGGCUGCCUGUGUGUCUCUGUCACCCACAACAAAAACCCCCAUUCAGAAGGGCUUGGUAACAAACAGUUUUGCUUAGUAACUGUUACAUCUACUUCACAGCAGAAGUGACUAUUUCACACUCAUUCUAUUCGGAUUAAAUAAGAGUCCCACAAAGGCCAGGCUACUGUUUGCACAAGUGAAAACAUGGGGAGAGGUGACAUCCUUGUCUGCCCACAGGGGAAUAAGGCACAUCCAUGAAAUCUGUGGAGCUAUAGGAACUAGUCAAACACACCUACACAAUCUCCAGAGGAGCCCCACAAGUGGGGAAUGUCACGUAUUAACACAUCAAGCACACGGGUACAACACACAGAAAAGUCAGUUAAGAGUACCCACACGAUUUCUCUGGCAGGAAGUGUAACAGGGAGAAAGGCAUGAAAGGAAAUAGGGACAUUGUAUAACCUCUGCAUUUCUCUAUCGGAAAAAUUCUACAAAUGAAAGAAAAAUUAUAAACAAAAAGGCCGCCGGGCGGUGGUGGCGCACGCCUUUAAUCCCAGCACUCGGGAGGCAGAGCCAGGCGAAUCUCUGUGAGUUCGAGGCCAGCCUGGUCUUCAGAGCGAGUUCCAGGAAAGGCGCAAAGCUACACAGAGAAACCCUGUCUCGGGGGGGGGGGGGGGGGGGAAGGCCUAUGUGUUUUAUAGGGUUUUUGUUUUUGUUUUUUAAAAAGGUUAAAAAAAUCUGCAAAGCUCGUAUCUGAUCCAGCAAGGAUCUUACCCUGUACAGAGGCAGGAAGUGCUUUACAGAUGUGUUAAGGCUAGUACAGGUAUCUUAAAAUGGUUAUCAAGGCUCUAAGCAAUACAAAAACCCAUCAGUAGCCUGGCGUGGUAGCGCAUGCCUGUAAUCCCACUUGGGAGGCAGAGUUUGAGGCCACCUUGGGCUAUAUAUUGUAGAGACCCUGUUUCAAACCAAAAGGCAUUAAAACGAAGUCUGCAGUGAGACGGCUCAACUGGUAAAGGCGUUUGCUGUCAAGCAUGACGACCUGAGUUCGGUCCUUCUGACCUACAUAUAAUAGAGAACCAACAUCUAUAAGCUGUCCUCUGACCACCACCACACGUUCUAUACUAUGUGCACACACACGUGAAUACCGCGCACAAACACACACACACACAAGUGUAACAAAAAAUUAAAAAUAGUGGUUUAGCAUGACCAUACAAUGGGCCAUGUAUUUGUAUAGUGUAAUCCCCUAUACCCAGCAGGGAAGAAGCUGGGAACAGUGGCAUGCACCUGUAAUCCCAGCUCACAGGAAACAGGAAGCAAGAGGAUCCUGAGUUCUAGGGCAGCCUGGGCAACAUAGAGCAACCAUACCUGAAAACUUACAACACAAAAUCUGCUAAGACACAUUUUCAGUGUUACUGGUUCCUUUGGCACUGCUAUCUCAGAUUUUAGCUGUGUGCUAAACCGCCAUCAACCGCCCACUCUUCACUAAGGGGAUGUUUACAUUUUUGUUGCAGCUGUCAACCAAUUCGGUGGUUUUAAAGCUAGCCUGUUCCAACCUUAGUUUCUGCUAUUUUCAGUCUCUGAUAAAAUACACAUCAUGGGUUGGUCAACUUGGUGUCUGAAUGGCUAAUAAAGGGACAGAUGGUAUAACCAAUACAUGCAAGACAGCCACAUGCUGUGAAAUUUAACCGUAGGAAGAGAAAUGCCAAAGAGAUUUAAAAAAAAAAAAAAAAUCACUUUUUUCUUCCAGAUUGUUCGAGGGCAUAAUUCUCUGUGUGGAUGUAACAAAUCAAUAACUACAUGGCAACAUGAUAAUGUCAACAUUAACAGAAAAUGCAUGCACUUUAUGUCCUCCCAUAUAUUAAGUAUGCACAUUAACUAAAUUACAUAUGCAGUCCUGGUACUGGCAUGAAAAGAUUUUAAAAUGAAAUUAAAGUCCUAUGUGAAUUUAUCUUUAUACAGCUAACUACUCAGGAACCUUUUUUUUUUUUAAAGAUUUAUUUUGGGUCACGUAUGGUGGUGAACGCCUUAACUUAAAUCCCAGAACUCUGAAGGCAGAAUUAGGCAGGUCUCUCAUAACCAAGUUCAGGGCCAGCUAGGAUUACACAGUGAAACCUUGUCUCAAAAAUAAAAAUAACUAAGGUUUCUUUUUAUGUAUGCAGAUCCCUAAGGCGGCCAGCAGAGGGCAGCAGAGUCCCUGGAGCUGGAGUUACAAGUAGUUGAGAGCUGCCUUGUGUCAGUGUUGAGAACUUAACACCAGCCCUUCUUUUACUUUUUAACAAUUUCUCUCUUAGUAGCUGCUGGACAGGACUAUCCUCUGUACCAAACCAUUGACAUCUUCAGGAGUCUAGCUGGGCUUGACUGUGCACCUUCCCUCUUGGAAGAAGGGGGGGUGGGGGUGGGGAGGGUCAUGUGACCCUCAAGUGAGCAUCCAGCCACUAGUCCCUAUCAGUUAUAUGCAAUUCUGCCCUAUGUAAACUUAUACAAUAAAUUUGUACAGUUUUUCUUCUGUGAAGUUUAUAUCAAUCUUAUUUUUUGAACCCUCACAGGACUCAAGGAGAAUGCAGAAUAGGAGUGAAGUUCUGCUCUCCCAAACCUCCCAUACAGGAAGUUAUGUGGGGCUGGAGUGUUGACUUAGUAAUCAGGCACUGGCUGCUCUUCUAGAGGACCUAGGUUUAUUUCCAGCACCCUCAUGGUGGCUCAUAACUACACGUAAUUCCAGUUCCAGGGGAUCUAAUGCCAUUUUCUGGCCUCCAUGGGCACCAGGAAUGCACAUGUUGCAUAGACACCCAUGUAGACAAAACACCCAUGCAUAUAAUAACUUUAAAAAAAAAAAAAAACCUCAUGUGAUGGGCACCUUGCUUUAGUCUUGCUGAAACUCGUAAGGAAGCUGAGCCAUGCUAGCUAGUUACCUCACUUAAGAACUACAGAUCUGAAUCAUUUGUUUUAUAGUGCCAGCUACAGAAACCAGGGGCUCAUGCAUGCUGGGAAACUCUCUACCACUAAGCUACACCUAAAUUUGGGUUCUUUUUCUUGAGAAAGGUUCUCACUAUGUAGCCCUGGAACUCAACUCUGUAGACCAGGCUGGCCUUGAACUCAGAGAUCUACCUGCCUCUGCCUCCCAAGUCCUGGGAUUAAAGGGAUAAGUAGCCACUAUGCCUCACAAUUCAUACUAUUUUUAUGAUAAACUUUAUACAACAAUAGAAAAAUAAUAUUCCGUAAACAAAGCACAGAUAAAUAGCAUUAUUUACAACACAUUAUUAUAUGGUAACUAAAUCAACUAGACUCAUAUCCAUUAAUAUGGAAAGGAAGUUUCUAAGUAAAAAACAAAAAACA